Molecule: messenger RNA, 642 nt
Organism: Protopolystoma xenopodis
Lineage: Eukaryota; Metazoa; Platyhelminthes; Monogenea; Polystomatidea; Polystomatidae
Source: the annotation of a GenBank genome assembly
AUGGUUGUAGAUUUGUGCGAACAGAUCAUCGGCGCACCGCCCUGCGACCCCGAUGAAUCCUUGCUGAGUAUUUGUCCCUCAUGUGGCGAACAUCUUCAGAGCAGCAGACCAUGCUUAACGAUAAUUCACCAAAGACACGAAGACAACAUGGUGUCCGGCUCUGAAGGUGUCCGUCACGUCACGGACGUAAGCUCGGCAAGGAUUCAUUGGGGUCGCAUGGCGGUGCGCCGAAGACCUAUUCGCACAAAUCUACAACCACAGCUCCAAGGUAACCCCCCCACAGCCUCCGGUGGAACCAACUUACGAAUCCCUUCCACUCGCCUCUUCAAACGAAAUGAAAGGCACUCCAACAUGAAUCUAUUAAGAGAUUCUUCGAAAUCCAGUUUUUCUAAAUACCUACGAAAGCUUAGCUUGUUUGCACUAGAAACGAAGAGCAUUACUUCAGGACAGCGUCAACAAGAAUUUUCCAGCAAAGCCAACUGGCAGCUGGUCACGAGGAAUCCGCCGUGGUUUUCUGGGGGGAAAAACCGUCUAGUCUAUUCGUCGCACACUUUUACUAGAAAUGUAAGUGGGCUCAACCUUUCGUCUACCUCAUUGGUGUCCCAUCUAGGAUUUGGCGGAAAUCCUUUAACCAAUUUUUGA